AGACAUUAGGCUGAAUUAACAGAGAUUGUGAGUCUUGGUGUGGAAAUCGUGGUUGUGAUUUUAGAGAAGCUGCAGCCUCAGCAGAGACCUGACUGAUCAAGAUGCUGAAAAAACUCCUGAAAUAUCUUCGUACUGACAAAGCCGGCCCCCCCGGGGCAGUCCUCGGGAUGCUUGGCUUCGUUUAUUAUAUGAAGUUUUAUUUCUUGACUUGCAACGUCCAAACUUUUGAAUGCAAUGAAAUCAUGGCUGUGCCAUUCUUCUUAGUGUUCUUCUUAAUGCUCCUGAUAGAUCAGACAUUUCGGAGCGCAGCGAAACACGCAGACACGUUUUUGUGUCUUGUAGUGAAGCGCGUUAUCAGAGCGAUUUUAAUCGGUCUGCUGUGGGUCGUAGCUAUGUUGGUUUUUACAAACUGGUAUGGCUGCUGCAAGACUGAUGAAGAAACGAGGAUGCUGUUCAUCAAAUUUGUACUUGAGACCACAGAAGAAGAAGCUCAAAAAGCUGAAGUGAUAAUCAAGUCAAAGCUCAUCGGUUAUUCUCUGCUCCUGGGUAUGACUGUUGUAGCUUUCCUUGUGACGUGGAGUGGAUGGAGAAAAUACUUUAUAAACAAAUUCAGUUGUUGCAACAAGAAAACUUUUUAUUACAAACUGAUUCUGGAAGAGGAGAAAAAGGUUCUGGAGGAGCUUCUGAGGAAUGAAGUCAAUGAGACCUUAACUAAAGAGAUUCAGAGCAACAUAAACAGGAAAGACUGGGACGGCUGUUUUAAUGUUGCUCAGCAAAUGAUCAAUAAAGCCAAAGAACAAAAACCAACAGCAACAAACGAGGACUUCAAGUGGAUCAGCGAGGGGAGCGCCACAGGAGGGGAGCAGGAUCAUGGAGCAGCACAUCAGCAGGCAAAAAAUUAUGAGCUUCAUGCAGUGACACAAGGGUUCAAGGACACCGUGCCAUUAUUUCAUGAAAGGUACAGAAACAACGCAAGUGACCGCAAAGAGUUUAUGCUCGUCCAGCCUCCAUUUCCUGCUGCUUAUCUGGGUCCUGGUCCAGGUCCUGGUCCAGCGGUCUAAGCAGAGACAUCCUGACCUCCAUUUCCCUGCCACCUCCUCUAGGAUGGCACUGAAACAUCUGCAAGUCACCUGAGAGAUGCAGUUUCUCGUUUUUUUAGACUGUAUAAAGUGUCUGUUCUUUGCUGUCUGCAAUGAUAAAUCUAUAGAAAAGUUUCUAUCAUGCUUUUAAUUCUCUGAUAAUUCAGCUUUCUCAUUAAUAAACAUGUAAAUUGAGUGCUGUAAACAAUUAUUAU
Molecule: messenger RNA, 1294 nt
Organism: Archocentrus centrarchus (flier cichlid)
Lineage: Eukaryota; Metazoa; Chordata; Actinopteri; Cichliformes; Cichlidae
Exons: 4
Coding region: 102-1061 (319 amino acids)
Source: RefSeq, a predicted model, not a curated record